Messenger RNA from Cutaneotrichosporon cavernicola, 1806 nucleotides. RefSeq lists its product as uncharacterized. The transcript has 7 exons. The record is from RefSeq and is a predicted model, not a curated record. Lineage: Eukaryota; Fungi; Basidiomycota; Tremellomycetes; Trichosporonales; Trichosporonaceae. The coding region runs from base 1 to 1806 and encodes 601 amino acids.
AUGUCGCGCUCCAAUCGCCGCCCCCCGUGGGAGUGGCAUGACGAGAGCGACCCCUCCUCUACCAACAUCGAUGACGAGAACCUACCCCUUCGGCGUCAGCCGACCCAGCCGACCCAGCAUUCCUCUUGGCGCAACACGGUGCCUUCCCGCGGAUCACAGGGCGCCUUGGGCAGUGCCGCGACACAACUCUCAACGACCCCGCUCCAUUCACCCGCCUCGCAAUACCGCGCCGCUCACGCCGGUGUUGCGAGUCACUCACGGACUAAGACAUAUCCACCGCAAGGACAGGUCCCGCGCCAGCUCCCGUCUGUGCCUGAACACAAUCAAUCGUCGCGGAGCCCUUACCUCUCUAUUGAAGUGGAGGCUGCGGCCGCCGCCCGCCGCGCCGCGGCGAUAUUGAAGGGAUUGAAUUCGCGUUCCCCGUCCGGAGAACAGCAGCCCGAGAAUGUGGCACUCCCUGUCACCGUUACUCGUCCAUCUCUGCAAGUGACUUCAGAGUACACAACCAACGACCAGACGUCCAAACCCUCCCAAACUACCCAUUCCACACUCACUGACAAUGCUGAGCACCUUGGCUCCCUCCAGUCCGCGCGCGAGCAUCGCCUGAGCGGCCCAUUCGACUUGGAGGACGUCGACUUAAACUACGUCAACAUGGACGAGCUUGACGACUUCCUGGCACUGUAUGACCUGCCGACAGUCGAGGGUUACGUCUGCACGGUUGAGACUCUGGCCGCAGCCGUUCACCCCAAGAAGCGGCUCCGGAUAGCUCCACAACUGGACCAGUCGACGCAGAUCCCCAAGAAGCAGCCUCUGGUCCUCAAGAAUGUACGUGAUGAGGUUACGACCGCGACAAUUGCAGAUCUUGUGGCGGCUGUAUCCGCCGAGGUGCCAGGCCCUGCCAACAUCCCCUCCGCCGCCGAGCUUGUAGCCAGUUUCGACGAGUUCUCAUUUGAAGGCCGAGAGCGCGCAGCCAACAUCAUCGACUCGUGCCAUCCUCUUGCUCUUACCCGGGGCGCACUCGAAACAAUUUUGUCAUUCGUGUCGGACAACGAUUUCCGGGGUGAAACCCCUCCCCUCGUACUGCUGGGAGCCCUGAUCGUCUUCGGCCGGAUUGAGCAAGCUAGGAAGCUCAUCCUCCAAGACUUGCCUGGCGGCAACCUCAACUACAAACUACAACGAGCACUUUCCUGCGUACAAGACGACAAAGCUCUUGACCGUAGCUCACAAGUGUCUCCCAUCGCGUCGAGAGGCCUCACCGCCGUCCUUUGCCCCAAGGUCAUCACAGACGUCAUUCGGCAGAGUGCGGCCGAGGACCUCUUCGACAACUCUCACAUCUCUAUGCACUAUCUCUCCCUCUUGGCGUCUCCGUCCAACCUCUGCGUUGACUUCGAUCUCUCAUUCCGUGGCUCCACCGAUAUCGACUGCAACCUCACCUUCCGCGACGAGGAAUAUCAAAUUGGAAAACGCCACGAGAAGUUCGACGACAUGGCGCCUGAGCGAGGGGUCAUUCUGGGGGACCUGGUUAAGUCCGUGUGGCUGUCCGUUGACGUGGUCAACUUCCACCGUGGUGCCAGCAAGACGCUUCCCUACUCGGAGGAGGCGGCAAAGCGAGCUGAGGAAACCCUGAUGGUUGCAAAGGCGCCGCUGGACGAGGCGAUGUGGGACAUUCAUCUGGACCAACUUCCUCAGAAUAAGUUCCUUGAAGACCUCGAGGACAGCGUCGAACAACUCGUAGCGGAGAGCGAGGAGCGUGACUCUACCAAGAUCAAGAAACGACACGUCGAAGAGAUCAAUCUCAAGUUGUGA